Manis pentadactyla (Chinese pangolin) is the source of this 1363-nucleotide messenger RNA. RefSeq names its product endophilin-B1-like. Gene Ontology annotation, biological process: membrane organization. The record is from RefSeq and is a predicted model, not a curated record. Gene Ontology annotation, molecular function: protein binding. The transcript has a single exon. Gene Ontology annotation, cellular component: membrane; cytoplasm. Lineage: Eukaryota; Metazoa; Chordata; Mammalia; Pholidota; Manidae.
UACACCCACCGCGUCUACCCCCGCCACUCCGGCCGGGCGCCGCCGCCUCCCCGCUAGGUCCGCCGGCGGCUCCGCUCGGCUGCUGCCCAGGAUGAACAUCAUGGACUUCAACGUGAAGAAGCUGGCGGCCGACGCGGGCAUCUUCCUCAGUCGUGCCGUGCAGUUCACAGAAGAAAAGCUUGGCCAGGCAGGGAAGACAGAAUUGGAUGCUCACUUAGAGAACCUCCUCAGCAAAGCUGAAUGUACCAAAAUAUGGACAGAAAAAAUAAUGAAACAAACUGAAGUGUUACUACAGCCAAAUCCGAAUGCCAGGAUAGAAGAAUUUGUUUAUGAGAAACUGGAUAGAAAAGCUCCAAGUCUUAUAAACAACCCAGAACUUUUGGGACAGUAUAUGAUUGAUGCAGGGACUGAGUUUGGCCCAGGAACAGCUUAUGGUAAUGCCCUUAUUAAAUGUGGAGAAACACAGAAACAAAUUGGAACAGCAGACAGAGAGCUGAUUCAAACAUCAGCCUUAAACUUCCUCACUCCUUUAAGAAACUUUAUAGAAGGAGAUUACAAAACAAUUGCUAAAGAAAGAAAACUAUUACAAAGUAAGAGACUAGAUUUGGAUGCUGCAAAAACCAGACUUAAAAAGGCAAAAGCUGCAUAAACUAGAGCUUCAUCUGAACAGGAAUUAAGAAUAACUCAAAGUGAAUUUGAUCGUCAAGCAGAGAUUACCAGACUUCUGCUACAGGGAAUCAGCAGUACACAUGCCCGUCACCUCUGCUGCCUGAAUGACUUUGUAGAAGCCCAGAUGACUUACUAUGCACAGUGUUACCAGUACAUGUUAGACCUUCAGAAACAACUGGGAAGUUUUCCAUCCAAUUAUCACUGUAACAACAAUCAGACAUCGAUGGUACCUACAUCAUCUGCUGCUUCAUCAAAUGUGAUUGGUUCUUCUGCUUUGACUCCAACAAGUGGCCUCGUAAUCACCUCUUCUUCCAACCUCACUGACCUUAAGGAGUGCAGUGGCAGCAGGAAGGCCAGGGUUCUGUAUGAUUAUGAUGCUGCAAAUACUAGUGAAUUGUCACUUCUGGCAGAUGAGGUGAUCACUGUGUUCAGUGUCAUUGGAAUGGAUUCAAACUGGCUAAUGGGGGAAAGAGGAAAUCAGAAGGGUAGGGUGCCAAUUACCUACUUAGAACUGCUCAAUUAACUAGGUGGACUAUGGAAAGAAUACCCAUCAUGACACUGUAUUUAUAUACAAUUAACUCAAAAUAAAGCAGGUUUAAGUGUCUUCCAUGUUAAUGUCUUAAGAGACUGAAAAGAAAACACCAGCCAUCAGAAACCAGUCUUUCUGCCAAUAAAAUUGCAUGGUAAAUAUUUC